AUGAAGAAGAUUAAGAAAAUUAAUGAAGAGGCCUGGAAUUACCUGAACAAGUGGCCUAUGGAGUCGUGGACAAAGUCAGCAUUUAGUCAUGUUCCUAAACUUGAUAAUAUCUGCAAUAACGCUUGCGAGGUUUUUGAUGCAAGAAUUAAGGAAGCAAGGGCCAAACCAAUCAUCACGCUACUUGAGGAGGUCAAAAUGUUUGUCAUGAGACCAAUCGCUAAAAACAAAGUUAAGUUAUCCAACCAUGUGGGAAAGCUACCACCAGUGGUUCAAAGUAGGUUGGACAAGAUCAGGAAGGAGUCUAAAAGUUGGAUGCCAAUCUGGACUGGGGAUGAUAAGUAUGAGAAGUUUGAAGUGUAUGGUCAUCCAACUAACAUGGUAGUGGAUUUGGGCAAGCGACUCUGCACAUGUCAAUUUUGGAUGCUAACAGGAAUGCCCUGUGUGCAUGCGUGUGCAGCACUCGCUAGGGUGAAUAAGAAACCUGAAGAUUUCUGUCAUAAGUGGCUCACCAUGGAUGCAUAUAGAGACACUAAUGCACAUUAUGUAAAUCCAUUGCCUGGACAAUCUCUUUGGAAAAAAUCUGAGCAGAAUAGACCACAAGAUCCAAAGAAAAAGAAGAAGACUGGACCACUAACAAAUAAAAGGAGAAAGAAUGCAGAUGAGGGUAAUGGAGGAAGCAAGAAAUCUAAGGUGACUGGGAUUCUAAAGAGACAACUAAAACCAUUUACUUGCAAAUACUAUCUACAAAAGGGGCACACAAAGAGGGGUUGUCAAAAAAAGAGAGCAGCUGAUGUUGCUCAAGCUCUUGCAGAUGCAGUUGCAGCUGCAGCUGCUGCUAACACAAAGCCCACUGCACAAGAAAAUGUUGUUUAA
Messenger RNA from Arachis duranensis, 873 nucleotides. RefSeq lists its product as uncharacterized. The record is from RefSeq and is a predicted model, not a curated record. The transcript has 2 exons. The coding region runs from base 1 to 873 and encodes 290 amino acids. Lineage: Eukaryota; Viridiplantae; Streptophyta; Magnoliopsida; Fabales; Fabaceae. Gene Ontology annotation, molecular function: zinc ion binding.